Molecule: messenger RNA, 829 nt
Organism: Melanaphis sacchari
Lineage: Eukaryota; Metazoa; Arthropoda; Insecta; Hemiptera; Aphididae
Product: troponin C-like
Exons: 6
Coding region: 150-653 (167 amino acids)
Molecular function (GO): enzyme regulator activity; calcium ion binding
Source: RefSeq, a predicted model, not a curated record
AAAUCGUCUUAGAUUAUACAAUUGGAUAUUCGCACAUCAUUGUUACUUUGAAGCUUUCAUCGGAUACAGAUUCAAACAAUAUUGGACGUGUCGUCGGACAUAUUUUCUUAUUUUCUUUUACGACAGCAAUACAAAUAUUAACAUUAAAAAUGUCGUGGAUGGACCCUCCCCCUCCACCCAUCGAACACACGGAAAGCAUAACGUUGAGUAAAGAUCAAUUAAAAGUUUUAAGAAAGGCAUUUGACACAUUUGACACGGAGAAAAAAGGCAAAAUUACGUGCGCCAACAUCAAUAUUAUUUUAGAUAUGUUGGGCCAUGCUACCGACAGUGCAACUGUUAUGAACAUCGUAUCCGAAAUCGACCACCAAGGAACUGGUACAUUAUCCUUUGAUGACUUUUGUACGCUGGCAGCGAGAUUUAUGACCGAGGAGGAAGAAGACUCCGAAGCAAUCAAAACCGAACUCAGAGAAGCUUUUAGGCUAUACGACAAAGAAGGAAAUGGAUAUAUAACAACUGAAGUACUGAGAGAAAUAUUGUCUGAACUCGACAACAACAUGUCGGAUGAAGAACUGGAUCAGAUGAUCGAUGAAAUUGAUGCAGACGGAUCCGGUACCGUAGACUUUGACGAAUUCAUGGAAGUAAUGACUGGUUAAUGUGAAAAUUUCAUAAGAGUAAUCAAUACUAUACAAUCAAACAAAUACAGUACUUUGAAAAAGCAACGUUUUACAAUGUUUUCUUAUUUUUUUUUUUUUUUUUUUUUUAUGUACAUUUUUUCAAUUUGUAUAGACAAAUGUGUUAAAUACUUAACAAAAUACAGGAUCUCCGGCUG